This is a messenger RNA of Dioscorea cayenensis subsp. rotundata (Guinea yam), 2530 nucleotides long. RefSeq names its product PX domain-containing protein EREL1-like. The coding region runs from base 143 to 2335 and encodes 730 amino acids. Lineage: Eukaryota; Viridiplantae; Streptophyta; Magnoliopsida; Dioscoreales; Dioscoreaceae. Gene Ontology annotation, biological process: protein transport. The transcript is spliced from 10 exons. Gene Ontology annotation, molecular function: phosphatidylinositol binding. The record is from RefSeq and is a predicted model, not a curated record.
GAACUCCCAAUUCGAUUCGCUUCGUUCGCGGCAUCUCCUUCCGAUUCCUCGAUCGUUGCUCCAUUGAUCCAGAUCGAAGAGGAGAGAAGCGCACCGAUUGAUCGAUCGAUGCCGAGGAGAAGCCCGCCGAAGCACCGCCACGAUGGCACCUCGCCGCUCCCCAUGGGGAUGGACUGGAGCCCUGCUCCUAAGAAAUGGGAAGGGAGAAAUACCAGUUUGGCCUCAUGAUCCCCGAAGUGGAUGGAGUUAUUGUGUGAUGAUACCUUCAUGGGUUGUACAACCUGAGUCAGGAGCAUCUGGUGAUGGCUUGUUGAAUCCCAUAAUUUUUUACAGGGUUCAGGUUGGUAUUCAAUCCCCUGAAGGGGUCAGCACGAGCUAUGGGAUACUUAGAAGGUUUAGUGACUUUUUGAAGUUCUCCUCUGCUCUUACCAAGGCGCUUCCAAGAAAAAAUAUUCCUGCUGCUCCACCAAAGCAUGCUUUGUUGAGAAUAAAUUCCAGUCGUCUACUUCUUGAAGAGAGAAGGCGUGCUUUGGAGGAAUGGAUGGGAAAGCUGCUCUCUGACAUUGAUGUCUCUAGAAGUGCUCCUGUGGCUGCUUUUCUUGAGCUAGAAGCUGCAGUGAGGUCAUCCUUUCAGGAUGUGAAUUCACAAACUUUGAGUCCAAGCCCUUCACGUGUUGCUGUAGUUAUGCCCUCUUCAGUUCCAUUUAGAACCAGCUCAGGUGUCUCUGUUCCUGACACAUUGACAAUUGCAUCAAAGUCUCAGUCAGUAGCAUCUGAUUUGGGUAUUGAUAGUACAAAUGAAUUGUCAGAUCUGGGAACUCCUAGACAAGGUAGACUUCAGAUAUCUGAAACUGGCAUAGGAGAUCUCGGGUCAGUCCAUGACUUCACUGAUACAGCAGGGCAACUUGCCAAUGGUGUCCUCGUGAGAGAUUCUUUUGUAGACCACCCCGAAGAGUCUGCUGGAAGUAAGUUGCGUGUCAGUAAGGAGACUCUGGUUUUAGGAAAGGAUCACAUGCAUGGAACUUCUUCUAAAGAAGUUCUUUCAAGGGAUAGGUUUGAGUUUAUAACAGAGCAGGCCCAUUAUAAGCUUUCUGGUCAUGCUCGAAAGUUCUCAGAUGAAAGUAUUGGGAGUGAUAUAAGUUCAAUAAGGGGCAGUGAACUCUCAAAUCCAGGUAUGCUUAAUUCAAUUGGUGAUGAGUCUAUUGAUCUUCACGGUGGCCAGGAGGGUCAAAGUAGCAGGGAAGCUCUCAAUAUUAUGGAGGUGCAGUUUUUGAAUGACACUCAAAUUAUUCUUCCACUUGAUCAGCAGCAUAAACUGAAUAGACUCUUUACGACAAUGAAACAAAGAUUGGUGACGGCAAAAACCGAUAUGGAGGAUCUUAUAGCACGACUAAAUCAGGAAAUGGCAGUGAAAGAGUACCUUACAACAAAGGUCAAGGAUUUAGAGGGGGAACUUGAAGUUACUAAACAAAAAAGUAAAGAGAAUUUGCAACAAGCUAUUGUAAUUGAGAGAGAAAGAGUUACACGUAUCCAAUGGGACAUGGAUGAGCUUCGCAGGAAAUACCUGGAGAUGGAGUCAAGACUCAAAUCUGAGCAGGGAGAAAAGACUCGUGCUGAGUUGGAAAGGACAACCGCAUUGGAAGAUAAAGAGAUGUUGAUGCAGGAGUUGGAUGGUAAACGAGUACAAAUAGAAAAUCUGCAAAAACGCCUAGAAGUCAUGGAGGUAAAGUCAAAGUCAGAUAUUGAGGUGCUUGUCAAAGAGGUCAAGGUUCUCAGAAGUUCUCAAGCAGAUCUUAAGGAAGCACUUAACCGGUCUCUGAAAGAAAAGACUGAAUUGGAGAGAAUUAUUCAGAAGGGCAAUCAACAAUUGGCAAAUGCAAAAACAUCAAGAAGGAAGCUUCUUCAUGAGUGUAAAAUUCUUCGAAAUCGACUACAGGAAUGCAGUAUUGAUUUUCUUGCAGAUGAAGAAAAUAAUUUACUUGUCAACCCUUCUUCAGUCUCUGAUGCUUUGGAUCUUCUGAGAACUUCAGAUAAUAGAAUUGGUCUCCUCCUCGCAGAAGCACAACUUCUUGCGCAGGAUGACGACAUUGAUGUGAAUAAAUCUCAUGGCAAGGAUUCCUCAGAAAAUCGUUUUAGCAAUGGGGAAGAUAUAGCCAGAGCAGACAGUGAGAUACGAAAAAUGCUCACCGAUCUAUUAGUAGACAAUGCGAGGCUACGGAAACAAAUAAUCUCCGUCAUGCAAUGUACUCUUGAAACUGUCAGUAAACCACAGAAGGAAGAAACCAGUGAUUUUCCUGCCAGAAAAACUAUUUUAAACCUGUUCCUAGAAAGAUGAUACAAACCAUAUUGUAAAUCCUCUCAAGGUAGGCAUUAGAUGGGCCACACUUGGCGAAAUAUAAAACAUCUUAUCAUAUGUUAAAUCUACACGGGGAAAUUUUGUUGUAUAUCCGAGGGAUGUUUGGUUCUACUUCCUUGUUGUAAUCAAACUUCUGCAUAUAGGAAAAUAAGAUAACGCGGUUGUAUUAUUAUU